Messenger RNA from Cryptotermes secundus, 5030 nucleotides. It is a transcript of the gene GLS, whose product is annotated as glutaminase kidney isoform, mitochondrial. The transcript has 15 exons. Bases 142 to 2085 code for a protein of 647 amino acids. Lineage: Eukaryota; Metazoa; Arthropoda; Insecta; Blattodea; Kalotermitidae. Gene Ontology annotation, molecular function: protein binding; glutaminase activity. The record is from RefSeq and is a predicted model, not a curated record. Gene Ontology annotation, biological process: L-glutamine catabolic process.
GCGUGCGCGGGAACUGUGCAGUUUUGCAGAACAACGUAAGAUAUGCGGAAAUGGGCCUCAAGUGUGGGUGGGUGAGACCUAUAUAAUAAGUAAGAUGUCCUGUUAAGUUGCUCCUCGCGCAAGAAACGUGUUACAUAAGUCAUGUUGGCCAGUAACGGCGCGUCCAGACUGGGGAUGCGAGUCGCCGGUUAUGGCCUUCAGUUGUCAUCUACUCGGAUAGUGACAUCAAGAGCAAAGCCAUCGAUACUCAGGCACUGGACACAGAGAAAUGAAGUUGGAAUGCAUACGACACAGGUGGAAUCAGUUCCACACAAAGCAGCAGUUGCACAGAUGUUCACGCCCGAGGACGAGUUCAGGAAGAGACGCAGUGCAGGAACUCGUGAGAGUCGGAGGGGACUUGCUUUCGUCCACGAUGCGAGUUACGCCCACGUUGCCCGCGACCAGGAAACGGCUCACAAUCCUUCCAGCACCGAAGACGUCCUCUUCGACAUGUUCAGAAAUGAGGAAACAGACAUACUGCCAAUUGGCAUGUUCCUGUCAGCACUACGUAGUACGGGACUGAGGAAAACGGACCCUCGUUUGGCCGAGUUGAUGGAAAAACUUCGGGAGGUGCACAAGAAAAGCGGCCAUGAAGGUGGAUCACCCGAGACGCAGAAACUCAACAGAGAAACUUUUAGAAGUGUGGUCUCUUCUAACGUGGUUCUCAUAUCGCGAGCUUUUCGGCACCAGUUCAUCAUCCCGGAUUUCCAGGGCUUCACGAAACACAUCGAGGACUUCUACUGGAAGUGCAAAUCCAACACAGAGGGCAAGGUAGCCGCCUACAUCCCCCAACUCGCCCGCAUGAAUCCUGACUACUGGGGCAUCAGCGUCUGCACCAUCGACGGGCAGAGAUUCUCAAUCGGUGACGUCAACAUCCCCUUCACACUCCAGUCCUGCAGCAAGCCUCUGAUGUACGGCAUCGCGUUGGAUCAUCUGGGCAGUGACGUAGUGCAUCAGUACGUGGGGCAGGAACCCAGCGGUCGCAAUUUCAACGAGCUAGUUCUGGACUAUAACAAGAAGCCUCACAAUCCAAUGAUCAACGCUGGGGCCAUCUUGGUGUGCGCGCUGCUCAAGACACUGGUCACCCCUGAAAUGAAUCUUGCAGAGAAGUUCGAUUUCACCAUGAACUACUUCAAGAGGCUGGCCGGGGGGGAACAUCUAGGGUUCAACAACUCCGUGUUCCUCUCCGAACGAGAGUCAGCAGACCGAAACUACGCUCUGGGUUUCUUCAUGAGGGAACACAAGUGCUACCCUGAGAAGACCAACUUGAGGGAAUGUAUGGAUUUCUACUUCCAGUGCUGCAGUAUGGAGGCCACUUGCGACACUAUGGCAGUGAUAUCGGCCACUCUGGCCAACGGCGGGAUCUGCCCCAUCACGGAGGAGAAGGUGCUGAAACCGGAGGCAAUCCGAGACGUGUUGUCCCUGAUGCACAGCUGUGGCAUGUAUGAUUACUCGGGCCAGUUUGCCUUCAAGGUGGGGCUGCCUGCCAAGUCCGGAGUGUGUGGGGGGAUCCUGCUUGUCAUCCCCAACGUGAUGGGCAUCUUCGCGUGGUCUCCGCCCCUGGAUCCACUGGGCAACAGCUGCAGAGGCCUCCAGUUCUGUGAGGAACUGGUUAAUGUGUUCAACUUCCACCGUUACGAUAACCUGAAGCACGCUUCGAACAAGAAGGACCCAAGGCGCCAAAAGUACGAGACUAAAGGUCUCAGCAUCGUGAACCUACUCUUCUCUGCUGCCAGUGGUGACGUCACGGCCAUGAGGAGGCACAAACUGUCGGGCAUGGACAUGACGCUCUGUGAUUACGACGGUCGCACUGCGCUCCACCUCGCGGCUGCCGAGGGACAUCUCGAGUGCGUGACCUUCCUCCUGGAGCACUGCAACGUGCCAUACAACACCAAGGACAGAUGGGGAAACUUGCCCAUAACAGAGGCAAGAACGUUCGGGCACAAGAAAGUUGUCGACUACCUGACUCUGUGGGAGGCAACUCAUAAAGAGCAGCCGGAAGAGGCGGUAAUCGCGUCACAGGAAAGCGUCCCUCUUCCACAGUGAGAGAUCUCAAGACUGACAGGGGGGCAUGACCCCCAGAAAUCGCCAGGUCUUCUGCAAUGCGGCACCGUGUACCCUGCUAGAAGUUCACCGACAGUUCACAGCUCCGCUCGCUUAUUGCUUGUCACUUGGUUAAUCUACUCAUCAGUCCUGAAGAUGGAGGCAGUGGGCUUUUUGUGUCGGUGAACUUAUACCAGAUUACACGGCGUCACAUCCCAGAAGAGGGCCUCAAACACAUCAUCGGCUUUUAAUCAAAAGGUUUCAGACAUUUGUUGACAUCUCGAACGCUAGUGUGAAAAUGUCCAAUUUCUCAUGAAGAUUACUCUCUUCUGAAACAUGACGCCGUGUGGUCUGGUGAACUUCAAGCAGCGUUUCAGAGUGUACCAUUUCAAGCGGAACCCUAAUUACAACAGUAUACACAAAAUUACAGGUGACAUGUAUCAAAGUACAAGUUACUGAAUGUUUCACGAAUAGCAGCAAACAAUUCCAAUGCGAAGUGAUGUUCGAGAACAGACACACGUUUUUCUCGUGAAUACGCCCUGAUCCCACCUGCACCGUUUCUGCGCAAGUGGCGACAACAGCAGCCUAGCAACCAAGGUGACAUCGACUCAAAUGUAACGACCAAAGUUUUGACAUCCCAAUACAUGGGAUCCAUGAACUGUGCGUGAUUGUUAGGUUUGCGUUUCAAAUGGCACACCCUGUAUAGUAUAUUAAGAAAUGUAUAGAAAAAAUAAAAAAGAGGCCCAUAUUGGAUAUUUUCAAUAUACUGCAUUGUACAUAAAUUUAUGUAUAUACUCGGAACCCUUUAUUUAUCUGUUAUUCAAAAUGUAGAAGCUGUAUUAUCAGAUUAUCUCGCAUUUAUGAUUCCUAUUAAGGCCUGUACACCGCGCAAGCAAUAACUCUGUCAAUUAGAAGAACCCUUUCGUAAUUGUACUAUAUGUAUAAAGUAUGUGACAGAUAUGUACAUGUGUAUGUAACGGAACGUUUUACAUAGGUUGAUACGGAGUGGGAAACACGGUGCAACAAUACUCCACACUGCCACAGGGACAAAAAUGUUCUUGUGGGCCCAUCUGUAAUACUCAUAAUAAAGAAAAUGGAGCCGUAAUCCGUCUCAAAGGGAGGACUUUUAGUGUGUUGACCGGGUCCUCUGCUCUGCGUUUCACGGCGGCCGGUGCGCCGCUUGCCGCGAGGUGCAUGCGAAAUUUGCCGAUACGUAAGUAAGCUUGAUGAUCGAAAACAUUUGGAAUAAAAAGAGAAGUAAUUAACUUAUGGACCGCUUGACGGUAUUAUGUUACACGGCGAGCAGUAUGGGAGUUUGUUUAAGGUUUAUCAGCAGUAGGCAGUAGUUACCAGCGCUAUGAGCCAUUUGUUCCCAGUUAAGAGUGAGUCAGCAGUAUGGCACGACGUGGUUCUCUUAUUUCAGAGCAACUUGUGUUUUUGUAUUACGCCUACGUGAAACACGGAUCUGCUGGAAUGUGUCUGCGAAAAUUUCGACGUAAAUUUCGUGACGAAAGAGUUCCCAACAGACAACAAUUCACAAUUUGCUGAAUAAACUUAGAACAACGGGGCUCUAAAUAGACAAGAAACAAGAACAUACAUAAGCGUUGAGUUCUUACUGAGGAGAGGUUACAUGACUUCAAUAUUCACCUAGAAAAUCACUGAAACGUCUAGCUCAAGAAAUUGGAAUGUCAAAAUCUAGUGCAAGAAUGACAACACAAUUGCUUAAGCCGUCCAUUUAAAGUCUGUGUCAGGUGUGUUCUUAGUGCAGGACGGAUUGUUGCGCCUGUGUUUUUUUAACGAAACAGUUAAUUGCGAAAAAUACCUACGUGUAGAGAGGAGAGUAUUUUCAACACCUCCUGUGAUCUGUGAAUUGUAACUACUUCCGUACGUUAUCAACGAUCAGGCAUGCUGAUUCUUCGGCAAAAUUCAUAUGCGCUUCGCGGCCAACGGUGCACCGGCCGCCGUGGAACUAGGCCACCUUGUAUUUCCUUAGUACCGUAUGAUAUUUAGGUUAUAAUUAUUAUUUGAACGUCGAGGAUUUGUACUUGUAUUUGUCUUGUAUGUAACACUCUCGGACCCAAAUAAUUUUCUUAUCUUCUUCCCUUACUUCAGAGUCUCUCCCUUACACCUCUCAACCUCCUUUUUCUUCCUCGUCUUUAAUUAUUUUAUUAAUCUCUUUCUCCGAUCUCCUAAUUAUUCUUCACGUAUUAUUCUCUUUUCAUUAUUUCCUUUCCCCACCUGCUUCCUUCUUCCUUUUCAAUUUCUCUCUCCUAUAUUAACCGAUUUUUAAUAUAGACCAUAUUAUUAAUUCUUCCUCUUCCUUCUCAGUUCUCUCUCCACUUCCCUAUUCCUAUUCUUUUUGAUGUUCUCUUCUUCGUCUUUUGUCUUUCCCUGUCCCAUCGUUUUAUUUUUUGUAAACUCUCUUCCAUCACUGUCUUUAUCUCUCUGUUCUCUUGUCCUAUUCUUCUUAACUCUCUCUUCCUCACUCAUCUUCUCAGAUUCCUUCUCUCCUUUUUCAGUGACGUGUGUAUUCUGGAUAUGAAAGUGUUUUAGUGUAUGUGUGUAUGCGUAAACAUUUCGAGUAAUUAUGUACUGAAAUAUUUGAUGUUUCAUUUCUUAAAUUUACUCAUAAAUUAUUAAUAUUUUACUCAUAAUCCAGUUGCAUUUCUUAUCAAUAUAAUUUAUUGUUUAUGCAUUGUCUCACUCCUCCAUUUCAUUCAGUGUUAAUAACAAAAUGGCCUCCUUCACAACUUGCAAACAAUUGAAUGUUGUCAUUAAAAUGACGAUAGCCAGUUCCUUGUAACUUUCGUACGUAACAAAACGACAUUUGCCGCUCAAGGCCAGUGUAUAGCGGCAAAUAGACAUUUUACUGUAUUAUAUUAAUUAAAUAAGAUAGAAUUUAAGAAAAUACGUUCUAUUAUGAGCCGGAAUAGCGUAGUCUGGGUAGC